AGGAGAGCGGGUUGCAAGUCCAGAGAAUGAGAGGGACUCCGAGGCUCUUUACUACCUGGAGACUCCCUACGGUUUUCAGCUAGACUUGGACUUCCUCAAGUAUGUGGAUGACAUACAGAGCGGAAACACCAUCAAGAGGCUAAACUUCCAGAGGAAACCCAAAGCAGCUAAGCCCGCCACGGCACCGCAAACCGAAUGGACCUCCACCGAGUCCCUGUCCUCCUCCACCAGCGAUGAGAGCAAGCAGUCCCUGCAGCUUUCCACAGACAGAGAGUCCACCCCUCCUCUGCCUGGGGCCUCCCCGUGCCAUGAGGCCCCCGCCCCCUUUCUGAGCGCUCCUGAAACCAAAGCGCAGCCGCCCCUCUCCCCGGGCGCACCCAGGCACAACGCACGCGUGGAGAAGACAUUGAUGGAGACACGCAGGAGGCUAGAGCAGGAGCGCCUGCUCGCCCAACCCCCCGCCCACGACGCCCCCAGACGGAGGCUGGCCAGCUUCGGGGGCAUGGGAUCCAGCGGCUCCCUGUCCUCUUUCACAGGCUCCAGCGGCCACACCCAGAGCCUCCACAACGGGCCCCAGCCCAACGGAGAGCACAGCCUGUACCUGAGCUCAUCCAUGGGCGGCUCCAUCCGCCACAGCCCCCUGAGCUCGGGGGUGACCACCCCCAUCGCCAGCAUCAGCCCGCUGCAGCUGCAGAACAUCCGCGAGCAGAUGGUGGUGGCGCUGAAGAGGCUGAAGGAGCUGGAGGAGCAGGUGAAGACCAUCCCUGUCCUACAGGUCAAGAUCUCUGUGCUGCAGGAGGAGAAGAGGCAGCUGGCUGCGCAGGUGAGCAGCCAAAGCCUCUCCCGCCAGGGCCAGGGCGGAGCCUUCAGGAAACGGUCACACAGUGUGGGGAGCACUGAACACUUCGAGCAGCUCUCUCGGGUCCAGAAGGGACCGGAGCUGCACAUAGACUCAGAGGAUGAGCUGGAAGGCCGAGAGCGGAGCUCCCAGAGGCUGGAGGAGUUCAGACAGCUGACUGCAGAGAUGCAGGAGCUGGAGAGGAAAAUCCAGGAUGGUAACUACGAGGGCCGACACGGCUCCAGCCAAAACGUGGGACAGAUGCAGCCAGUCAGGGAGCAGCGGUCCGUUGCAGUGGGGGAGGACAAGAGCAUGGAAGACCUGGUCGUUUACCGCAGGUCAGCAAAACAGCGGAACGAUGUGGCGGUCGGGACGGAGCUGGAGACGAGCAGUACCGCAGUAGGGGUGACGGAGGCCAUGCUGGGGGUGACCACGGAGGCUGAGGCCGAGAUCGAGAUGCAGCAGCAGACCAUCGAGGCCCUCAAGGACAAGAUCUACAGGCUGGAGGUGCAGCUGAAGGAGGCUACCCACAAGGCGGAGAUGAGCAAGCUGAAGCUGGAGCUUCAGGCCGCGGGGUCCAGGAAGAGGGCCGACAAGGGGACGAUGGCUAGGCCAGCUGCCUACAGCAUUGCAGUGGAAGCUAAAGUGGAGGUGCAGAGCCAGGGAGUGGGAGGUCAUAUGGAGAUGGGUGUUACCUGCAGAGGGAGAGGCUCAGAGGCCCAUUCAGUGGCUGUGCUGUGCAGGCCAGAGCAGAAGCACGUUGCCAUAGGCCCUGAAGCCCCCAUGGAACGAUGGGUCGUGCAGGAAAGAGUGGAAACCCGCGAUCAGUGUGUCGGAAGACACGUUGUCACUCACAGCCAGGGCGUGGGGACGAGUCUGAAUGUUUGUGAAGUUGGAGUGAAUACGGAGGAGAGGGCGGACAGUCUGGGCCUUUCCAGGUCACAGCAGGAGCAGGGGAAGGAGUGGUGUUCAGUUGGAUGCGGAGAUUGCUCAGUGGAUGUGACAGUGUCCCCUGUUAAAGAGCUGGUUUCUCUCGGCACAAUCACAGAUCAGGUGGAGAAAGCCGAUAUGGGAGUCAUGGCUGUGCCUGAGACUACCUGCCAACACACAAGCGCAGCAGUAGCCACAACACACAAGCUCACCAACACAGAGAGGGUCGUGUUCACCGACUCCACCACAAACACAAGCCUGAGCACCCAAGAGAGGCACACCAGCACGGUGCCCACCGAGACCCGGUCGGUGUCCGUGGGAGACAGCCGGGUGAACGGCUCCCCGACGGCCGUGAGGACACGCUCCAUUGCAGUGGGGACUUCGGCGAGGCCAGAAAACGCCCUGGCCAAGCCGUCAGCCCCCAAGACCAAAGACAGCGGGGUUGGACUGGCGAACGUCAACGAGAACUUUCUGGUGGGUUUGAAAACCAGGAAUAUCGCCUGUGGGCCCUCUCGCCUGCCCGAUCCCACCAAAACGAGGAGCAUCGGAGUCGGGGAUGAGAGGGUGUGGGAGGCGGCGCAUGCUCAGCCCGAGACGGCGGCCGGGCUGGACCACUACAUUGAGCGCGUGCAGAAACUCCUGCAGGAGCAGCAGAUGCUGCUGGCAGAGAACUACACCGAGCUGGCAGACGCCUUCGGCCAGCCCCACACCCAGAUCGGCUCCAUCAACAGCCAGCUGGUCAACACCCUGUCCUCCAUCAGCUCGGCCGUGAAGUCCGCCAGCACUGAGGAGCUGCGCAGCUUCAACAACCUGCAGCAGAGUCCAGACUCUGCGAGAAGCAACAAAGACGAGGGUCGGUCUCGGCCCAUCGGUGGGGCCGGGUCCCAUGUGAGCGUGACGGUGCGGUCAGUCGCAAAGGUCACCCAUAUGGAGGCCGUGACGUCUGAGACGAGGACCCCUGCGUUCCCCAAGAGCACAGCCACACAGAAGAGCCUGAUGGACCAGCAGAUGUCCUCUGCUCUGCAUGGACAGUCCGGCAAACAGAAUGCACUGAAGUCCAUCAUGAAGAAUAAAGAUGGCCGCCAGGGCUCCAGCAGCACCAAAAAGAACCUGCAGUUUGUUGGCGUUAAUGGAGGGUACGAGACAACGUCGAGCGAUGACUCCAGCACUGAGGAAAGCAGCUCUGAUGAGGAGGGAGAGGAGGAGGUGUACGGAGAGGCGGAAGCGCUGGGGAACAGAGGAGAGGAGUUCUGUAAUGAGGAAGUAGUGGAGGCUGGAGUAGGAGAGGAGAGAGGUCCAGAAAAGGUUGAAAUACGAGAGAGGUAUGAGUUAAGUGAGAAAAUGAUGUCUGCUUGCAACGUGCUGAAAACCCACUUGAAUGACUCCAAAGCUUUAAACAGCAAAGAUGUGAGAACAUGUCUCAGCACGCUCCAGCAUGAGUGGUUCCGCGUGUCCAGCCAGAAGUCGGCAGUUCCGGCCAUGGUGGAGGACUACCUGGAGGCCUUCCGGGCCGUGUCCCCUGCGGUGCUGCGACACAUCGUCAACAUGGCCGACGGCAACGGCAACACCGCCCUGCACUACAGCGUGUCCCACUCCAACUUUGACAUCGUCAAGAGGCUGCUGGACGCAGAUGUUUGCAAUGUGGAUCAGCAGAACAAGGCGGGCUACACUCCCAUCAUGCUCGCUGCCCUGGCGGCGGUGGAAACUCAGAGGGACAUGCAGAUCGUCGAGGAGCUCUUCAGUAAAGGGGAUGUCAAUGCCAAGGCCAGCCAGGCUGGCCAGACAGGGCUGAUGCUGGCAGUCAGCCAUGGGAGGAUGGACAUGGUCAAAGCCUUGCUAGCCUGCGGGGCAGAUGUUAACAUCCAAGAUGAUGAGGGAUCCACGGCGCUGAUGUGUGCCAGUGAGCAUGGCCACGUGGAGAUGGUCAAGCUGCUGCUGGCCCAGCCUGGCUGCGACGCCACGCUCAGCGACAGUGAUGAGAGUAACGCCCUGUCCAUUGCGCUGGAGGCUGGACACAAGGACAUCGCCAUGCUGCUGUAUGCCCAUGUGAACUUCUCCAAAGCCCAGUCUCCAGGCACCCCCCGUCUCGGAAGGAAGACGCCCCCCAGUCCCACUCGGAGAAGCGCUUUUGAUUAGUGCGACCCCACCCACCCCCUUCCUCCUCAUCUCUCCCCCAGCUCCCGGUGCUGCUACCAGCUCAUGUCGGCCUGAACACAGGAUGAAUGUAUUUACAAGUGGAUCUCUGUGCCUGAGUACACCAGCAGUAGUUAGCCGUAGGAGAAGGGAAAGCCUUAUGUUUGUGCUAGAUUGCUAGUCAACUGAAAGUCUUAAAGUCAAGUUUUUACUUUACGUGUUUUGGAAAACACCCGUUGUUUGUCUGUUGUGUUCCCCGUUAUUGUCUCAUCUGUGCCUGCUUUUUUCCUCUUCACAUUUUAUGUGUAGAUAAUGCUGUCAGUAGAACCUGUGCUUGCGAGAAAGUGGAAGAUUUCAAAAUCCAAAGUCUACCUGUUUAUGUCAGUGCAUUUUCUGCAAGAAUAUUUUUAUAUAAAUAAUUAUCAUAUUUCUCCAUUACCCAUUCUCUUGAUUUUGGGAUGUAACCCACCAAGGUAUAUGCUGUUGAGUAAUGCAAUGAUAGGGUUUCAUAGCAUAUCAGAUUUCCAUUUAUAUGGAUAUGUAGUUGUGGAUACACAAUAUAUCUUUUAUAUAGAUCAUUUGUAUCUAUUUAAAAUCACUGUAUUUUUAUUUCAGAU
Megalops cyprinoides (Indo-Pacific tarpon) is the source of this 4518-nucleotide messenger RNA. Its product is annotated as KN motif and ankyrin repeat domain-containing protein 1-like. The transcript has 10 exons. The coding region runs from base 410 to 3904 and encodes 1164 amino acids. Gene Ontology annotation, cellular component: cytoskeleton; cytoplasm. Lineage: Eukaryota; Metazoa; Chordata; Actinopteri; Elopiformes; Megalopidae. Gene Ontology annotation, molecular function: protein binding. The record is from RefSeq and is a predicted model, not a curated record. Gene Ontology annotation, biological process: negative regulation of actin filament polymerization.